Hermetia illucens (black soldier fly) is the source of this 2105-nucleotide messenger RNA. RefSeq lists its product as uncharacterized. The record is from RefSeq and is a predicted model, not a curated record. Bases 1169 to 1408 code for a protein of 79 amino acids. Lineage: Eukaryota; Metazoa; Arthropoda; Insecta; Diptera; Stratiomyidae. The transcript has 5 exons.
ACAACCUAACCGACUUUGUACCAAUAUUUUUGCUCAUCACUGAAACGCGCCUUAUUCAAACGCGGUUCUCUUUGUUAACCCCCAGAAGAUUCGUUGAGCUCGGCUCACACGUUGCAACAACAAAACCCAUACAAGCCGCGGAACACUCGGAAACAGUACAUGCAGCUUCGCAAACUCACGAGGAAACGGAAAGCAACCGUUGCGCCGCGGCCAUAGAAACCAGCCGAAACGGAAAAUUGGAACGUUGCAAAGGGAAAUGGGCCCGUAAACAAAAGGAGCGCACGCACUGCAACUGGUCGCUGCGGCCGUUCUUAGAGCAGAGGCCGGGGUGUGGCGCGGAGGGCACCCAAGGCGGAGUUGUUGUUGCUCGGACGCGGUAAUUUCCAUUUCCAAGCCUGGCUUUGGACGGCGGCCAAGAAACUGUUGAACGCGCUCGGCGGGCUCAUGGCUCGUCACUUGUGCGCGCGCUUCGAAACACAUCGGUCGUGUCCGGGCCGCGUUCUCCGGCGCUGGUCCGAUGGGCUCAGGAAUCGAAGUCUUCUUGCUCAAAUCUUUCUUGAGACAAUUUCAGAAAAGUUCAAGAUCUCGAAGGCAGUUGUCAUGGCACGGCAGCGAGCCAGCAACGGGCCCCGGUGUGAGUUCGAUUUAGUGGAAACAGUUUGGGUCGCAAUUCGCCCGGGCGGAAAGCAGCAGUUUUUGCAUUUCGCUUCUGACUCAGUGACAUUUCCGCGGUUGCGGUGAUGCAACGCGAAUUGUUUGUGGCGACAUGGAAAGUCUCACGUGUUAGAAGUAAAUUACGCGAAGAAGUGCUUGGCGAACAGACCGAUUUGUGGAGUUUUCCUGGAAAGUUGUAUUCGAUGGUUUCCGUUAGUUUGCAGCGAGUGGCAUUUGUUUUUUCGCGCCGCCUAGCGUCACGCGGGACUCUGGAGGCAACGGUGCAACCUUGGAUCCUCAAUUGCAUCCCAAACUCCAACUCCAAUGACUUGGCAAAUUUUUAGGACUAAAAGUGCGUUCUGCAUCCGAAUUUGAAUUAAUUUAUUUGAAAGCGGUAGAUCCCCGGAUACGGGGAUUAUCUCCGUUCCCGAUUCACGUGCGUCGUAGAAGUCCGGUUUGGUGCGCUGACCCACGAAUCAGUAACGGGAAAAGGAUUUUUCCGCUGAGUUUCCAGAUGACAUUUUGCGGCACACCCGGUAUUUACCGCAGAUUUUGCUUGAACAGAUGUUAUUCAGCAUCACUUAUAAAAUGGUUCCUACUGUGGGGCGCUCCAAAUUACCAUCUUAUUUCGAACCAGAGCUGUUUUAUGGCGACAAUGGAAGCUACUAAUUUGACCUGCGAAUUCAGGCAUUCAUAUUUUGGACUAAAUUGGAGAGAAACCAGGUUCUCCCUCGGCCGUCUAAGAUGCAACUAAAUACCAUUUCCUGCUGGUAUUUGCCGAUUUUUGCUAAUCCAAUCGUCUUUUUCUGUUUGACCUUCUCAAUGGAGAUGCUUCCAGCAAAAUCGGAGCAGCAUUUUAGAUAAAGACCGAAAAGAAAAGACAAAAUCCUUCCAAACAACCAACACAAAACUUCAACCGAUCUACAAAAGAUAGAGAUUAAAUGACCGAUAAAAUCCAAUGUGAGAACUUACUGAAAUAUAAAAUUUUGCUAGGUUAGUGGAGGUAACCUAAUCCUUGACAAAGUAAAAAUCAUGAAAUAUGAGAUUUACGAUAUUCAAUCAACAACAGCAUCAGAUUCUCGGGACAAAAAAAGAUUUGUUGGUUCUUCGUAUCCAGGUCGAGGAGAAUGAGUAUAGUAAAAAAAAGCAAAAGACAAGAAACUAAAUGCUUCUUCAAAAUAUACAUAAAAUUGUAAAAAAAAAACAACGAAAUGACUACGGAUCUUAGUCCAUUGCUAACCCUCUUUGUGAUGAAUUCAUGUGCAAAUAAGAAAAGAUCUUUUGUCCUUCUGCUUGAAUGAAGAUAAUGGAAGCAUUAUAAGAGACGGAGACAUACAUAAGAAAAUGGGCCACCGAUCGGAAAGAUAUUUGGAUUAAAAGGUUUUCCAGAUUGAAAUGUCGCCAUGGAGGAGCAUCUGUGCUGUUGCUAGGAAAAAGCGGUAAUUCUCUUG